AUGGAAAAACAGCCGCAGAAACCCGAAAGCAGCAAUGAGCUCGUCAGCCAAGAUCUUAGCCCCUUCAACAACAGCUUCAGCAUUAGUCUCAGUCUCUGCAGCAGCUCCGACAGCGUCAGCAGCAGCACCAACGACGUCAGCAACGACUCCUCAGCCGAGACCAAGAAGAGUUCCAACAAUGCGGAGUCAGACGAGGUGGCCAAAGGGUCGGAAGAAUCCACGGCAGCCGAGACGGAGGAGGUAACAUUCCGGCGGAUUUGCCCGUCGAAGCCGCACAAAGGGAAUGAUAUUCGAUGGGACGCGAUUCAAUCCGUGAAGGCCAAAGAAGGCGAGUUGGGUCUGAAUCAUUUCAGGCUGUUGAAGAAGCUUGGAUGUGGGGAUAUAGGGAGUGUGUACUUGGCUGAGUUGAGAGGGAUUGGCUGCGUUUUCGCGAUGAAAGUAAUGGACAAGGGAAUGUUGGCUGGGAGGAAGAAGCUGAUGAGGGCUCAGACUGAGAGAGACAUAUUGGGGUUAUUGGACCACCCGUUUCUUCCCACCCUUUAUUCCAAUUUCGAGACGGACAAGUUUUCUUGCUUGUUAAUGGAGUUUUGCAGCGGCGGGGAUCUUCAUACGCUCCGGCAGCGCCAGCCGGGGAAGCAUUUUACUGAACAAGCAGCCAGGUUUUAUGCUUCAGAAGUGCUUCUUGCUCUUGAGUAUCUGCACAUGAUGGGAGUGGUGUACAGAGACUUGAAACCCGAAAAUGUACUAGUGAGGGAGGAUGGACAUAUCAUGCUUACGGAUUUUGAUUUAUCAUUGAGAUGUAAGGUGUGUCCUACUCUUGUUCAGUCCAGCGUCGAGUCAUCUUGUGCAAUACCCACAUACUGCAUUCAACCAGCUUGCAUUGAUCCAAUUCCAGCCUGCAAACUACCGGUUUGUGUUCAGCCCUCUUGCUUGCAACCUUCUUGCUUUACACCUCGAUUCCUAAGGUCCAAAUCAACAAAGGAGAAAACUGAAAGAACGAAUUUGGGGAGUUCAGAUUCGAUGCCUGAACUUAUUGCUGAACCAACUAAUGCGCGGUCCAUGUCAUUUGUUGGAACUCAUGAGUAUUUAGCUCCUGAGAUCAUAAGAGGAGAUGGUCAUGGCAGUGCUGUUGAUUGGUGGACUUUCGGAAUCUUCUUGUAUGAGCUGCUUCAUGGGAGGACACCGUUUAAAGGGAAUGGAAAUCGGGAGACAUUGUUUAAUGUCGUUGGUCAGUCACUUAAGUUCCCUGAUGGAUCCAAUGUUAGUUUUGCUGCAAAGGAUUUGAUCAGGGGCCUCCUUGUAAAGAACCCUCAAAAGAGACUAGGCUUUAAAAGAGGUGCUACAGAGAUUAAGCAGCAUCCCUUCUUUGCAAGUGUCAAUUGGGCUCUCAUUCGCGGCACGCAGCCUCCAGAAGUCCCAAAACCACUUGAUCUUGCCCUUUUAAACCAGGCAUUCAAGUCUGCAGCGCCUCAAAAUGACAAGGGAGCUGCAGAGACAAAUCGGUUACCAGGUCCAUAUUUAGAUUUUGAAUUUUUCUGA
Messenger RNA from Fragaria vesca subsp. vesca, 1539 nucleotides. RefSeq names its product protein kinase PVPK-1-like. Bases 1 to 1539 code for a protein of 512 amino acids. The record is from RefSeq and is a predicted model, not a curated record. Gene Ontology annotation, cellular component: plasma membrane; cytoplasm; nucleus. Gene Ontology annotation, molecular function: ATP binding; protein serine/threonine kinase activity. Gene Ontology annotation, biological process: protein phosphorylation. The transcript has 2 exons. NCBI's taxonomy places the organism in Eukaryota, Viridiplantae, Streptophyta, Magnoliopsida, Rosales, Rosaceae.